Ceratosolen solmsi marchali is the source of this 1512-nucleotide messenger RNA. RefSeq names its product homeotic protein distal-less (gene Dll). Gene Ontology annotation, molecular function: DNA-binding transcription factor activity, RNA polymerase II-specific; RNA polymerase II cis-regulatory region sequence-specific DNA binding. The record is from RefSeq and is a predicted model, not a curated record. NCBI's taxonomy places the organism in Eukaryota, Metazoa, Arthropoda, Insecta, Hymenoptera, Agaonidae. Gene Ontology annotation, biological process: regulation of transcription by RNA polymerase II. Bases 234 to 1466 code for a protein of 410 amino acids. The transcript is spliced from 5 exons.
AGAGGAGCGGCUGCAGGAGGAGGACGACGAAGGAGAGGUGGUGGUGGUUAAAGAGGAGCGCCUGGCCCCGCGGGAGCCGGCGGAGGAGGCCCGCACGUUGAGGCAACGGUCGCGACCCGGUCGCGUCUAAGGUGGAUCUUCGGGGCGCCACGACGACGCUCAACUUCACGGACCUGGGGAGCCCAUUCGGGGCGGGCGACCCCUGUCCGUCGAGUACCCCGACCCCGAACAGCAUGUCGGGCGGUGGAGGCGGUGGCGGCGGCCCGUCGGCCGGCGGACCGCCAAACGCGACUCCGGGCCCGGGUGCGAGUAGCGGCUCGGAGCUCGAACAGCACCUACAUCAUACGAUGGGCUCGGUAACGCCGGGCCCCGGCGGUAACGGGGCCGACAGCGCCUCCAGCACACCAGUCUCCCAGAGCGGCAAGUCCGCCUUCAUCGAGCUCCAGCACAACAACCUCUAUAAUCCGAGCGGCCUGAGAACGGCCGGUUACCCUGGUGGGCACAACGUACCCGGGGCCCACCAGUUCUCCCAGCAUGUGGGCGCUCUCGCGGGUCACCAGGGCUCCCAGCCCGGUGCCGGCAAUCAGCAACACGGCCCCGAGACGGGAUUCCCCAGUCCCAGAAGCGCUCUUGCUGGCUAUCCCUUCGCUCCCAUGCACCAGCACAACGCCUACGGGUAUCACCUGGGCUCCUAUGCGCCCCAGUGCCCUUCGCCGCCCAAGGACGGCGAGUACCCUAACUACCUCUCGCCUCUGGACAACAAGGGCGGCAUCGUGGACGAGCUCGGGGGCGGCGGCGGCGGCUCCCUGAGGAACGGCAAGGGCAAGAAGAUGAGGAAGCCCAGGACGAUCUACAGCAGUCUGCAGUUACAGCAGCUUAACAGGCGGUUUCAGCGAACGCAGUACCUAGCACUACCCGAGCGAGCUGAACUCGCCGCGAGCCUCGGACUUACGCAGACGCAGGUGAAAAUCUGGUUCCAAAACAGAAGGAGCAAGUAUAAGAAAAUGAUGAAAGCGGCGCAACAGGGCGGCGGUGGCGGCGGUGGACAGCAUGGCAGUUUACUCGCCGGGGGCACGGCCCUACCUGGGGGACCAUCGCCGCAACCCGGACAGCCCGGAGGACUUAUGCAAGGAGGUGGCGGAAGUUCGGUAUCGGGCAGUCCGACGACGGGAUACCUUGGUGGUAUGGGGGGCGGCGGCGGGGGCCACACCCCCGGCAGCUCGAGCCCCGGGAGCGAGAUGUCGCCGCAGCACAACGAGAGCCCGCCCGCCCCCGCCUGGCCUGGCGAGAUGAAGCACCAUCCGCACCCGCACGCGCCGCCGCACAGCCACCACCACCCCCACACGCCCGGACACCAUCCGCCGCCUCCGCCACCACCGCCGCAUCACGCCGGCUACAUGCCACAGUACUCUUGGUACCAAGCCGACCCCAACCCCGGAUUGCUCACGGUGUGGCCGGCAGUUUAACGAAGCCGUCUAUCGUUCCGAGCCAGAGUUUGAAAUGUGAAAGAGC